This is a messenger RNA of Uranotaenia lowii, 1421 nucleotides long. RefSeq lists its product as uncharacterized. The record is from RefSeq and is a predicted model, not a curated record. The transcript has 2 exons. Lineage: Eukaryota; Metazoa; Arthropoda; Insecta; Diptera; Culicidae. Bases 163 to 1365 code for a protein of 400 amino acids.
ACACUUUGAAAGCGAUUUCCAGAUAAAUUAUUGGAAAAACCGCAACCGUAGCCCAUAUCUUAUCAGCAGUUGGAUUCGUAAUUUUAUCAAACUGUGUCGGCUUCCAUUUGUGUGUUAACUGGAAGCGUUUGUCGUUUCAAAACAGUCACCGAGAACCGUAGAAUGAAUCCGGUAAACCUGCCGCGUUAUGUCAAAGAUGGCAUCGAACGGGCCGCAGAAAAGUUACAGUUCGGUCGGCAGCACACCGUGGAUUUCGAUUUCCGAAAUGUCCACAGCUCGGGGUCUGUAUCGAUUAUAUACCAGAUUACGAUUCGUGAAGAUUUGAGGGAGGUAGCAUUGCUGUGUAAAGUACCUCCACCGGAAGCUGACGAAGGGUUGUUGGCGAUGUUCGAGCGAGAAGUUUUUGUUUAUCAGCAGCUUCUUCCGACGAUGGCACAAUUCCUACAGGAACAAGACAUUCCGGAAACGUUAGAGGAUUUUGUGUUUUCUCCCACGUGUUACCAUGCCUACUUUGAUCGGAAACGAAGGGAAGGUAUUUUGAUUCUGGAGAAUACCACGCGCCGGUUGUUCGAAAAUCGAAGCAAGCCGGAGUCAAUCGACUAUGAUCACGGUCGCUUGGCGAUGGUUCAGCUGGGUCGUUUCCAUGCCAUUUCCUUGGCACUUAAAGAACAACAUUUGGCAAUUUUCGAAAAACUGCAAGAAGAACUAGGGGAUGUUACUGACGAUCGGGUAGAAUCCAUUCCCGGUUUUAAGGAAACAAUGGAACAAGCGUUCGAUAAAGCUGCCGAAACCUUGAACGUCCAUGAAACCAGUAAGAAAGAGAAGUUAUCCAAGUUGAAGCAAACAUUCGUAGAAGAACUUAAGGUUAUUGCCGAUAUCGAAUCGUCGGAACCCUUCUGCGUGGUCUGCCAUGGGGAUUACAGCGCCAGCAAUCUUAUGUACAGCUACAAUGGUGGUUUCCCAAAUCGACUUAUGAUGUUAGAUUGGCAGCUAACCAGAUACGGGUCACCGGCACUAGAUUUCCUGCACUUUAUGUUCCUCAGUACGGAUGAAUCCUUCCGGCGGCAUCAUUACGACAACAUGCUGCAGACCUAUCAGAACGCUCUGCGCGAUAAUUUGGAACGCUUGGGAGGGGAAAAUGCCACUGAGCGAUUUCCGCUGACAACACUGAUGCGACUUAUACGAUCCCAGGCCAAGUAUGCGAUCAUUAUGGCCAUGGUUCAAAUUCCGUUGGUAUUGCAAGCUAGUCCGGAUACUGCAGACGAACUAGAACAGAAACAAACGACGACAGAAUCGUUUGACAAGCGGUAUCAAACUCGAAUGCAAGGCCUACUGAGAGACGUCUUCCGGCUGGGAUACUUGUAACUUUGAAGUUCUCUUUUGACGAUGGUUUAUUAUUGGAAUGCAGUAAAAUCAGACUA